ACUGUCUAAAACAAGCUGAAUGAAUGACCCUGGAAAAUGGAUCACGGUGGCGUGGACGAUGAAGCACCCAUAGAUCCUCGACUUAAAAGCCGUACGUCGUUUCCCGAGGACCCCGAUUACGAAGGUCACCGAGCGCACACGGUCUACGUUGGCGUCCACAUACCGGGCUCGUCGAGGCGCCACUCGCAAAGGCGUCGCCACAAGCACCACCAGCAGAGCAAGGACAGUGGCGACAAGAGCUCAACCAGCACCGAGUCCGAUCGACCAGCUAUCCCCAAGCCUCACGUUGUCACACAGCGAAGAUUCAGCGUCGUUGAUGACGGAGAGUGUU
This is a messenger RNA of Aedes albopictus (Asian tiger mosquito), 331 nucleotides long. RefSeq names its product sodium bicarbonate cotransporter 3-like. The transcript has 4 exons. The annotation marks the transcript as partial. The record is from RefSeq and is a predicted model, not a curated record. Lineage: Eukaryota; Metazoa; Arthropoda; Insecta; Diptera; Culicidae.